ACAAAUCACCUUUUUUUGGAUAUUCAUAAUAACAUUUCCAGGACCAUGAAGUUACUGAUUUGUCUUUGUUUGUUAAUUUCUGCAAUUGCAGCAGAAGAAAAACAAAGUAUCAACAAGUCAGAUAAACCAAUUGACAGUAAUAAAAAACAUGACAAACGUGGAUUAGUCUCCAGUCUAGGAUAUGGUUCAUUAGGAGGAUACGGAAUUGGUAGUAGUAUUUCAUCUCCAAUUAUCUCAUCAGGCGCACUAUUGCAUCAUGGUCCUGUUUUAUCAAGUGGUAUUGCAACACAUGCAAUUGGAGGACCCGCUGUGGCGGUUGGAUCAUAUGGAUCCGGUCUAGCUCUUAGAUCCGGUUACGCAGUUGGAUCGGGUCUAGCAGUUGGAUCAGGCCUAGGAGUUGGAUCCGGCCUAGCACUUGGAUCCGGCCUAGCACUUGGAUCCGGUAUAGGAGCAGGUGGAAUAGGAGCAGGUGGAAUAGGAGCAGGUGGAAUAGGAGUAGGUGGUGGACUUGCAUCUGGGGCAAUAGCAGGAGCUGCUGCUGCAUCAACAGUGAGCGUGGGUCCAACACCCCCAUUACCCGCACCUCAAGUAGUUGGGGCUGAUAUCCACACAACAAUUACUAGAAAAAUUGCUGUACCAGUUGGUAGACCAUAUCCAGUACAAGUUGUUAAACAAAUUCCAUUCCCUGUUAGAGUUUCAGUACCAGUUCCAGUCGAUCGACCAUACCCAGUACAUGUUCCUAAACCUUAUCCAGUGCCAGUGGAUAAACCAGUUGCAGUCCCUGUCGACAAACCAUAUCCGGUUGCUGUUCCACAUCCUGUUCCAGUGCCUGUUGUGAAACAAGUUCAAGUUCCUGUUCCACAACCAUACGCUGUUCCUGUAUCCAAACCAUAUCCCGUUCAUAUUGCAGAUCCAGUUGCUGUACCCCACCCCGUACCAGUCGCGCAUCCAGUCCCAGUUCCACACCCCAUUCCUGUAGGCGUUCCACAUCCUGUACCCGUAAUAUCAAGUGGAAUUUCUAGUUUAGGAGGUAUUGGUUUAAGUGGUGGUUAUGGUUUAGGCGGUGGUUAUGGUUUAGGCGGUGGUAUUGGUUUAAGCCGAGGCUUAAGUUUGGGACAUGGUAUAAGUUUAGGCCAUGGAUUAAGUAGUAUUGGAUAUUCACACGGCUAUGGUCUCUCAUCAGCUGGUUCACAUUAUAUUCAUUAAAAUUAAUUAUGACUGUUAAUCAAAUUUCUCAAGAAUGAAUAUUUUAUACGAAUUCAU
Molecule: messenger RNA, 1263 nt
Organism: Chrysoperla carnea
Lineage: Eukaryota; Metazoa; Arthropoda; Insecta; Neuroptera; Chrysopidae
Product: tetra-peptide repeat homeobox protein 1-like
Exons: 2
Coding region: 46-1206 (386 amino acids)
Source: RefSeq, a predicted model, not a curated record